This is a messenger RNA of Amaranthus tricolor (Joseph's coat), 2213 nucleotides long. Its product is annotated as nucleobase-ascorbate transporter 1-like. The transcript is spliced from 14 exons. The record is from RefSeq and is a predicted model, not a curated record. Gene Ontology annotation, biological process: transmembrane transport. NCBI's taxonomy places the organism in Eukaryota, Viridiplantae, Streptophyta, Magnoliopsida, Caryophyllales, Amaranthaceae. Bases 259 to 1815 code for a protein of 518 amino acids. Gene Ontology annotation, molecular function: transmembrane transporter activity. Gene Ontology annotation, cellular component: membrane.
UCACUGAACUUCGCGCAGAAAGAACAACCAAAAUCCAAAGAAUAAGUUUUCCUUCUUUCUCUCUCUAACUUUUUCAUUUUCUUUUUUUUUUUCAAAAAUUCGACCACCUUUCUAUCUGUUAAUUUUCCUCUUUAUUUUUUCUUUCCACUUUAAUUCUCAAAAAUUAUUCUCUCUUCUCUUUCACACUUCUUUCUCUCUCUUCUGUUAUUUUUUACACUUUCUAUCUCUAAAACAGGGGAGCUUUUGAAGCUUUCAACAAUGGCAGAUAUUACCCAUCUUCCUAUGGAACAACUUCAAGACCUUGAGUAUUGCAUAGACUCAAAUCCUCCUUGGGCGGAAACCCUCCUUCUAGCAUUUCAAAACUACAUUGUGAUGCUUGGUACAACUGUGAUGAUUCCUACAAUACUCGUUCCUGCAAUGGGUGGUUCUGAUGCUGACAAGGCACGGGUCAUACAAACUCUCCUAUUUGUGGCAGGAAUAAACACACUUUUGCAAGCUUUAUUUGGGACAAGACUGCCAACUGUAGUAGGAGGAUCCUUUGCUUACAUUAUAUCUAUAGCAUACAUUAUAAAUGACUCCUCACUGAAGAGCAUUCCCGACGGUCAUGAUAGAUUUAUUCAAACAAUGAGGGCUAUUCAAGGAGCUCUAAUUGUUUCUUCUAGUAUACAAAUCAUUUUAGGUUACAGUCAACUUUGGGGACUCUUUUCACGAUUCUUUAGUCCUCUCGGGAUGACGCCGGUUGUGGGUUUGGUUGGGUUAGGGUUGUUUCAUCGAGGAUUUCCUGCGCUUGGAAACUGCGUAGAAAUCGGACUUCCUAUGCUAUUUCUCAUAAUUGGAUUGUCUCAAUAUUUGAAGCAUAUCAGGCCUUUCAGGGAUGUCCCAAUUUUCGAGCGAUUCCCUGUCAUAAUAUGUGGCGCAAUUGUAUGGGUUUAUGCCAUCAUCUUGACGGCAGCUGGGGCUUAUAAGCAUAAACCGCACCCAACUCAAAUCAGUUGUCGUACAGAUAGGGCAAAUCUUAUUUCAACUGCUCCGUGGUUUAAAUUCCCAUAUCCGUUGCAAUGGGGUCCUCCGACUUUUGAUGCUGGUCAUUCAGUUGCUAUGAUGGCAUCGGUUUUGGUUUCUAUGAUUGAGUCGACCGCUGCUUAUAAGGCAGCGUCUAGGCUUGCAAUUGCUACCCCUCCUCCAGCUUACGUUUUGAGUCGCGGUAUAGGAUGGCAGGGCAUUGGAGUUUUGCUGGAUGGUCUGUUUGGAACAGGCGUUGGAUCAUCAGUCUCUGUGGAAAAUGUAGGAUUGCUAGGGCUCACGCGAGUUGGAAGUCGUAGAGUCGUUCAAAUCUCAGCCGGUUUUAUGAUAUUUUUCUCAACUUUAGGAAAAUUUGGCGCUGUUUUUGCAUCGAUACCUUUCCCGAUCUUUGCGGCUUUAUACUGUGUUCUGUUUGGCCUUGUGGCUUCCGUUGGACUAUCAUUUCUACAAUUUACAAACAUGAACUCUAUGAGGAAUCUUUUUAUUACCGGUGUCUCUCUUUUUCUUGGGAUAUCGAUUCCUCAGCUCUUCAGUGACUAUCUUCCUCAACAUGGCCUGGUUCGGUCAAAUGCAGGCUGGUUCAAUGCAUUUUUGACGACAAUUUUCAUAUCAUCCCCGACAGUAAGCUUAAUCAUCGCUGUGUUCCUCGACAACACUCUAGAAGUAGAAAGAUCGAAGAAAGACAGAGGAAUGCCGUGGUGGGUUAAGUUUAGAAAUUUUAGGGGAGACAACAGGAAUGAGGAAUUUUACACACUGCCAUUCAAUCUCAACAGAUUCUUCCCUCCUACGUAGUAAAAGACUCGUAAUACAAGACCCUCAAACACUUUUUAUCGGCUCUUAGAGUCUAACCGAGCUGAUAUCAGAUCAUCGACAGAGAUCCAAUGAGCAACCAACUGAAUAUAUUUUGAUCGCAAGAACACCGAACUUUUAACUUAUCGGGUGUAAUUUUGGUGGAAAAUCGACAUGUGCAGCAAGGUCUAGGAGUUAGGAUAGUAUAUCAUUCUUCUCAAAUGCCUUAUUUGGUGUAAAUGGCAUGUAAUAACAAGCAGUAUGUUCUGCUUGCUUUUUGGCUUUUGCAAUUGUGCAGAUCAUAUCUAAAAAAAUGUCUAAUUUCUGGGUUGCUCAAAAGAUUCUGGGGUAGCCCAGAUUAAUUUCAUAAAAUCCAAUUGAUUUUUGUUCUUUUUGGUUAA